Messenger RNA from Morone saxatilis (striped sea-bass), 1663 nucleotides. Its product is annotated as E3 ubiquitin-protein ligase TRIM39-like. The record is from RefSeq and is a predicted model, not a curated record. Bases 1 to 1662 code for a protein of 553 amino acids. The transcript has a single exon. Lineage: Eukaryota; Metazoa; Chordata; Actinopteri; Moronidae. Gene Ontology annotation, molecular function: zinc ion binding; protein binding.
AUGGCUUCCUGCAGCAGUCUGUUGUGUGAAGAACAGUUUCAGUGCUCAAUCUGCCUGGAGGUCUUCACUAAGCCCGUCUCCAUCGCCUGUGGCCACAACUUCUGCAAGGCCUGUAUCGCGGGAUACUGGGACAACAGCAACCACUGCCAGUGUCCACUCUGCAUGGAGACAUUCGCGAGGAAACCAGAGUUAAAAACGAACACGACGAUCCGAGAAGUCUCGGAUCAUUUAAAAGGGAUGCGAGAAAGAAGUAGUGAUGAAUCUAAUUAUGUAGACAAAGCCUGCGACAUCUGCACUUUGGGGAAACUGAAGGCAACAAAGUUUUGCCUCGAGUGUCUGACAUCUUUUUGUGAAGUUCAUCUAGAGCCUCACCACAGGGUUGCAGGACUGAGGAGACACACUCUGCUCGAUCCCGAGGUCAAACUGGACAACAGGAUGUGCAAGAAGCACAAUGUUCUUCUGGACGUGUUCUGCCGGACGGAUAAAGAGUGCGUUUGUCAGCUGUGCAUCAGUGAGGACCACGACACUCACAACACCGUACCACUGGAGAUAGAGUGUGACAAGGUAAAGAGACGGAUUGGAGAGACGGAGCUCAGAGUGCGACAGAUGAUGCAGGAGAAGCUGCAGAAGAUCCAGGAGGUCAAGUAUCUGGUGGACCUCAGGAGGAGGGACGCCCAGAAGGACAUAUCGGACAGUGUGCAGGUGUUCACCGCUCUCAUCGCCUCCAUUAAAAGGAGCCAAUCAGAGCUCAUUUGGGUGAUUAAGAAGAAGCAAAAGGCAAUGGAGAGAGAAGCCGAGGGCUUCGUUAAAGCUCUUGAGCAACAAAUUAGUGCACUGCAGAGAAGAUGCACAGAGCUGGAGCAGCUCUCGCACACCAACGACCAUCUCCACGUCCUCCUGAGAUCGCCAUCUCUCUGCAGCCUUCCACACUUGAACGAUCAGCAAGAGUUCAGCAUCCAGAGCGGCGAGUAUGAGCAGAACGUCAGGAAAUCUUUGCGGAGCACCAUCUCCGAACUAGAGGAGACUGCGAGACGAGAACUUUUCAACUUUGAAGACAAGUUUAACAAGGAAAUGGAGAAGUUCCCCGAUCAGAAGCUGCAGUGGGUUCGGCACUAUGCUGUGGAUGUAACUCUGGACCCGGACACUGCACAUCGCUCCCUCACUCUCUCCGACGAUGGGAAGGAGGUGAGGGAAGGCAAGUUGCAAAAGAGACCUUUCAACCCCAAAAGAUUUACAGGGUUAUUGGGUUCAUCAGUUGUAGCAAAGGAGGGAUACUCCUCAGGAAGGUUUUACUUUGAGGUGCAAGUGGAGGAGAAGAACAAAUGGGCCAUCGGAGUCGCUAGAGAGUCCGUCGACAGGAAGAAGUGGUUCUCAAUAUCAACUCAACACGGAUACUGGACGAUAGGGCUGGGAGAUGGCUAUAAAGCCAACACUGCUCCUUCGGUCUCCCUCUACCCACGGAAGCUGAAGAAGGUCGGGGUGUUCGUGGAUUACGACGAAGGGGAGGUCUCCUUUUAUGAUACAGAGGGCAAGUCUCAUAUCUACUCAUUCAGCGGCUACACUUUUACCGAAAAACUCUUCCCUUACUUUUACUGCGGCAUCGAUGAUAGUGCACCGUUGGUUGUAACUGCUGUGAAUCCGGAGGACUACAACCAAAACUAAA